CGAGGCUCAGCUUGUCAGCUGCUUCUGCUAAAACCCUAAUCAUCCCUCCGAUAAACUGAAUUACUGUGCAUGAGGACUUCCUUUUUUACCCUCUGAUUAACGCAUCCUCUGGGAUUUCCAUACCUUCCCGUUUUCUAAUGGCGGACUCAUUAGAUGCUCUUAUUUCUAUUGCCGAAUUUGUUUCAACUGCGUCCACCACCAAACGGGUUCGGAUAUUCCGUGAUGAAAUCCCAUCGAUUUUGAAUAACUUAGAAAUGUCUCUAGACGUGGCAUCAUUCUUGACAGAUGUAAUCUUUAGAACAGUUCUGAUUUAUGAUGAUCGUGGAUCAAGGAAAGCUGUUGAUGAUGUGAUUGUAAAAGCUUUAGGUGAAACAGUGUUCAUGAAAACUUUUGCUGCGGCCCUUGUUCAGAAUAUGGAGAAGCAGUCGAAGUUUCAAUCACAUGUAGGCUGCUACAGACUGCUCAGUUGGUCAUGCCUUCUUCUAAGUAAUAGCCAGUUUGCUGCUGUUUCGAAGAAUGCUUUGUGUAGAGUAGCUGUAGCCCAAGCUUCAUUACUGAAGGUUGCCAUGCAAAGAUCAUUCCGUGAGCAAAGGGCUUGCAAGAGGAAGUUUUUCCAUUUGUUUUCUCAGAUGCCUAAUAUUUAUGAAGUCUACAUAGAAGAAUUGAAGGGUGCUCGGAUCCCAUUCAAGGACAGUCCUGAAUUAUUAUUGUUGUUACUCGAGUUCUCUAUCCAAUUUCCAUCUUUAUUUGGAGAAUUUAAGUCAGCCUUUCUUGAUAUAUAUGUUCAAGCAAUACUUAAUGCAAAAGAAACCAACAAUAGUCUUAUUGAAGCAUUUUCUCCCCUUUAUUCACAAAUGUCACACGAAGAUUUUCAAAAUAUUGUGGUCCCAUCCUCUGUUAAAAUGCUGAAGCGAAACCCAGAGAUUGUGUUGGAAUCCGUUGGAAUUCUUUUGAAGUCUGUUACACUUGAUUUGAGCAAGUACGCUAUGGAGAUUCUUUUAGUGGUAUUAGCACAGGCCAGGCAUGCUGAUGAAGGGAGGCGGAAUGGAGCAUUAGCUAUAGUCAAGAGUUUGAGCCGGAAGUCUAGCAACCCAGAUGCUUUAGAAGCGAUGUUUAAUGCUGUCAAAGCUGUUAUUAAGGGCUCAGAAGGAAGAUUAGCUUUUCCAUAUCAGCGAGUAGGGAUGGUGAAUGCAAUCCAAGAACUAUCUUAUUCAGCAGAUGGGAGACACCUCAUCAGCCUGUCACGUGCAAUAUGCAGUUUUCUUUUAUCGUACUACAAGGAUGAUGGAAAUGAGGAGGUAAAAAUUGCAAUUUUGUCAGCUUUAGCUUCUUGGGCUGUUAGAUCUGUAGAUUCGAUUGAGGAUGGUACGGUUGCCUUUUUUGUUUCUGGUCUCAAAGAGAAGGAGCCAUUAAGAAGGGCAUUUCUACGUUGUCUGCAUGCUGUUUGCAUAAAUGCAGAUGCUGCCACGAAGAUGUCAUCUUUGCUGGGACCUCUUGUCCAGCUUGUAAAAUCUGGUUUCACUAAGGCAGUGCAGCGAUUGGAUGGAAUAUAUGCAUUGCUAUUAGUUGGGAAGAUAGCUGCGGUUGAUAUUAAAGCUGAGGAAACAUUGGUGAAGGAAAAGCUAUGGUCUCUGAUAUCGCAGAAUGAGCCUUCUCUCAUACCAAUUUCCAUGGCUUCAAAGCUGUCAGUUGAGGAUUGCGUGGUGUGCGUUGAACUUCUGGGGAUAUUACUUAUGGAACAUUUACAGCGAACAUUGGCCAACUUCUCUGCCAAAUUGCUGUUACAGUUAAUUAUCUUUUUCUUAUGCCAUCCGAGUUGGGAUAUUCGAAGAAGAGCUAAUAGUGUUGCUAGGGGGAUUAUUUCUUCUGCUCCAGAAUUAUGUGAAGAUCUUUUCUUUGAAUUUUCUAAUUUUCUUUCUUUGGUCGGAGAGAAACUUCGUGCUUCAAAAAUAAGUGACACUGAUAUUUCUUCAGACCCUCAAGUUCCUUUCAUUCCAUCUGUCGAGGUUUUGGUAAAAGUUCUUCUGGUAGUGUCACCAGCAGCUCUCAAGGUUUCUCCAGAUUCCUUUAUCCAAAUAUUAUUUUGCUCACAUCAUCCAUGCGUCGUUGACAGUGCAAGAAGAGAAGUAGUGUGGAAGAGGCUCUCAAAGUGUCUUCGAGCAAAUGGUUUUGAUGUCAUUGAUAUCCUUUCAGCAAAUGUGGCGAAUAUUUGCAAGGUCUUACUGGGACCAGCUGGCUUGAAGAGUGAUAAUUUACUCGAACAACAGGCAGCAAUUUCCUCACUUUCCACAAUGAUGUCUAUAAUCCCUGGAGAUACAUAUGUGGAGUUUGAAAAGCAUUUGCUAAAUCUCCCUGACUGGUUUUCACACAAUAAACUUUCAGAGAAUGACAUUCGGAUUUUUCAUACCCCUGAAGGAAUUCUUUCCACGGAGCAAGGAGUUUAUGUUGCAGAGUCUGUUGCUGUGAAGAAUGCAAGACAAGCAAAGGGUCGCUUCCGAAUGUAUGAUGAUCAAGAUGGCAUGGAUGAUGCUCGUUCUAACCAUAUAGUGAAGAGAGAUCAACCUAGCCGAGAAGCUGCUGGUACAGGGAAAAGGGAUACUGCAAAAGUGACUAAGAAGGCUGACAAGGGGAAAACAGCAAAAGAGGAGGCUAGAGAAUUACUUCUCAAAGAGGAGGCUUCUAUCCGUGAUAGAGUCUUCAAAAUUCAGAAAAGCCUAUCUCUGAUGCUACGAGCUCUGGGAGAGAUGGCCAUUGCGAAUCCAGUUUAUGCUCAUAGUAAAUUGCCUUCAAUGGUCAAGUUUGUUGAGCCUUUAUUACAAUCACCUGUUGUAAGUGAUGAGGCCUUUGAGACCAUGAUAAAGCUAUCAAGAUGCACUGCUCCUCCUCUAUGCAAUUGGGCCCUUGACAUUUCUACUGCUUUACGUUUAGUUGUGACUGAUGAAGUUCGUCAUCUUUUGGAUCUGAUACCUUCAGUUGCUGAUGAGGAAGGCGAUGGAAGACCAUCCAUCAGCCUUUUUGAGCGAAUAUUAAAUGGAUUAUCUGCUUCUUGCAAAUCAGGGCCACUUCCUAUUGAUUCUUUUUCUUUUGUAUUCCCGAUAAUGGAGCGUAUUCUUAUGUGCCCAAAGAAAACAAAAUUUCAUGAUGAUGUGCUUCGGAUACUUUAUUUACACCUUGAUCCUCAUCUUCCUCUUCCUAGGAUCCAAAUGUUAUCGGUUCUCUAUCAUGUGCUUGGUGUUGUUCCAGCUUAUCAGGCAUCAAUAGGGCCUGCACUAAAUGAGUUGAGUCUUGGUUUGCAGCCUGAUGAAGUUGCUGCUGCUCUUUGUGGAGUUUAUGCAAAAGAUGUUCAUGUACGUAUGGCAUGCUUGAACGCUGUCAAAUGUAUCCCUGCUGUUGCUAGUCGUUCUCUUCCAGAGAACACUGAGGUUGCGACAAGUAUAUGGAUUGGCUUACAUGAUCCUGAGAAGUCAGUUGCUGAAGUUGCUGAAGAAAUAUGGGAUCAUUAUGGUUUUGACAUCGGAACUGACUUUUCGGGACUUUUCAAAGCACUAUCUAAUGUUAACUACAAUGUGCGCUUGGCAGCUGCAGAAGCAUUGGCUGCGGCCUUGGAUGAACACCCAGAAUCUAUUCAGGAAUCCCUUACCACUUUAUUUUCACUGUAUGUUCGUGACAUGGGUGUUGGGGAUGAUAAUAUUGAUGCUGGUUGGUUGGGUAGGCAAGGAAUUGCAUUAGCGCUUCAUUCAGCUGCUGACGUAUUGAGAACAAAAGACCUACCUGUUGUCAUGACGUUUUUAAUUUCGAGAGCACUGGCUGAUCCCAAUGCAGAUGUUAGAGGGAGAAUGAUUAAUGCUGGUAUCAUGAUCAUUGAUAAGCACGGAAGAGAAAAUGUGUCUCUGCUAUUCCCAAUCUUUGAAAACUACUUAAACAAAACAGCAUCAGAUGAAGAAAAAUAUGACUUGGUUCGGGAAGGUGUGGUUAUAUUUACUGGAGCCUUGGCAAAACACUUGGCAAAGGAUGACCCUAAGGUUCAUACUGUUGUGGAGAAGUUGAUGGAUGUUUUAAAUACUCCUUCAGAAGCCGUUCAACGAGCAGUCUCAAUGUGUCUAUCUCCAUUAAUGCAGGCAAAGCAAGAUGAUGCAGCAGCUCUUGUUAGCGGACUGUUGGAUCGAAUGAUGAAAAGUGAAAAAUAUGGAGAACGUCGUGGAGCUGCUUUUGGACUUGCCGGAGUGGUUAAGGGUUUUGGCAUUUCUUGCUUGAAGAAGUAUAGGAUUGUAGCUCUACUUCAAGAAGGUUUUGCUGACAGGAAUUCAGCAAAAUCUCGUGAAGGAGCCUUACUUGGAUUUGAAUGCCUUUGUGAAACACUUGGAAGACUGUUUGAACCGUAUGUGAUUCAAAUGUUACCAUUACUUUUGGUUUCCUUCUCUGAUCAAGUUGUUGCAGUUCGUGAAGCAGCUGAAUGUGCUGCCCGCGCAAUGAUGUCUCAACUUACUGCCCAGGGAGUGAAGCUUGUCCUUCCAUCUCUUCUGAAGGGUCUUGAAGAUAAAGCUUGGAGGACAAAACAAAGUAGUGUUCAGCUACUUGGUGCUAUGGCAUACUGUGCCCCUCAACAGCUGUCUCAAUGCCUCCCUAAAAUUGUCCCUAAGUUGACUGAGGUUUUAACUGACACCCAUCCUAAAGUUCAGUCAGCUGGGCAGAUGGCCCUUCAGCAGGUUGGGAGUGUAAUAAGGAAUCCAGAAAUAGCUGCUCUUGUCCCUACGCUUCUUAUGGGUCUUUCUGAUCCCAAUGAACACACAAAAUACUCCCUCGAUAUUCUUCUCCAAACAACAUUUGUUAAUUCAAUUGAUGCCCCAUCGCUUGCAUUAUUGGUACCAAUAGUGCAUAGAGGAUUAAGGGAAAGGAGUGCUGACACUAAGAAGAAGGCAGCACAAAUAGUUGGAAACAUGUGUUCCUUGGUUACAGAGCCAAAGGAUAUGAUUCCGUACAUAGGAUUGCUGCUUCCAGAAGUGAAAAAGGUUCUUGUGGAUCCUAUACCUGAAGUUCGUUCAGUUGCGGCUAGGGCCCUUGGAUCCCUUAUCAGAGGAAUGGGUGAAGAUAACUUCCCAGAUCUUGUCCCAUGGUUGUUUGAAACGCUCAAGUCUGAAAACAGCAAUGUUGAACGCUCUGGAGCUGCUCAGGGCUUGAGUGAGGUCUUAGCUGCACUUGGCAUUGAAUAUUUUGAGCAUGCACUUCCUGAUGUCAUCCGAAAUUGUUCCCAUCAAAGAGCGUCUGUACGAGAUGGAUAUUUGACACUGUUCAAGUAUUUGCCACGGUCAUUAGGAGUCCAGUUCCAAAACUACCUGCAACAGGUGUUGCCUGCUAUCCUAGAUGGUCUUGCUGAUGAGAAUGAAUCUGUUCGUGAUGCUGCCCUAGGAGCUGGACAUGUCCUGGUUGAGCAUUAUGCAACAACGUCUCUACCUCUGCUCCUUCCAGCUGUAGAAGAUGGCAUUUUUAAUGAUAGUUGGCGUAUCCGACAAAGCUCAGUCGAGUUGUUGGGUGAUCUUUUAUUCAAAGUUGCUGGAACAUCUGGUAAAGCUUUGCUUGAGGGGGGCAGUGAUGAUGAAGGUGCCAGUACUGAGGCCCAUGGACGAGCUAUCAUUGAGGUUCUGGGAAGGGAUAAGCGUAAUGAAGUCCUUGCUGCACUGUAUAUGGUUCGAGCUGAUGUUAGUUUGUCAGUUCGCCAGGCUGCAUUGCAUGUGUGGAAAACUAUUGUGGCAAAUACUCCAAAGACACUCAAGGAAAUUAUGCCAGUUCUGAUGGAUACCCUGAUUUCUUCCCUUGCAUCAUCAUCAUCUGAAAGGCGGCAGGUUGCUGGACGAUCACUGGGUGAGCUUGUCCGGAAACUUGGUGAACGGGUACUUCCUUUGAUAAUCCCAAUUUUAUCGCAGGGGUUGAGUGACCCUGACAGCAGCAGAAGACAGGGUGUAUGUGUUGGUCUGAGUGAAGUAAUGGCAAGUGCUGGUAAGAGUCAGUUAUUGAGUUUCAUGGAUGAUCUUAUCCCCACCAUUCGAACUGCCCUUUGUGAUAGCGUUGCUGAGGUCCGCGAAUCGGCAGGUUUAGCAUUCGGCACUCUUUAUAAGAGUGCUGGAAUGCAAGCAAUUGAUGAAAUUGUUCCAACGCUUUUACAUGCGUUAGAGGAUGAUAAAACAUCUGAUACUGCACUUGAUGGCCUCAAACAAAUCUUAAGUGUCAGAACAAGUGCAGUAUUGCCUCACAUUUUGCCCAAACUUGUCCAUCUUCCCUUGUCUGCCUUCCAUGCCCAUGCACUGGGAGCUUUAGCUGAGGUUGCUGGGCCUAGCCUUGACCAUCAUCUUGGUACUGUACUUCCUCCUUUGCUAUCUGCAAUGGGCGGUGAUGACAAGGAGAUUCAAACUUUGGCAAAGGAGGCUGCUGAAACAGUGGUCUUGGUUAUUGAUGAGGAGGGCAUUGAGCCGCUAUUAGCAGAGCUCAUUAAAGGUGUUAGCGAUACUCAGGCUGCGAUCAGAAGAUCUUCUUCAUACCUGAUAGGAUAUUUAUUCAAAAACAGUAAAUUGUAUCUGGUUGAUGAAGCUUCAAACAUGAUAGCUACACUGAUCAUCUUGCUUAGUGAUCCAGAUUCAUCUACUGUUACUGUUGCUUGGGAAUCUUUGUCAAGGGUCAUCAGUUCAGUACCCAAGGAGGUACUGCCUUCAUACAUAAAACUUGUCCGUGAUGCUGUGUCAACAUCCAGAGAUAAAGAGCGUAGGAAGAAAAGGGGAGGACCUAUCAUCAUACCUGGAUUUUGUCUUCCCAAAGCAUUGCAGCCUCUAAUGCCUAUUUUUCUCCAAGGUCUCAUAAGUGGUUCUGCUGAACUAAGGGAGCAGGCUGCUUUGGGACUUGGUGAGCUGAUAGAGGUAACAAGUGAGCAAUCACUCAAGGAGUUUGUCAUCCCGAUAACAGGGCCUCUUAUCCGGAUAAUAGGUGAUCGCUUUCCCUGGCAAGUGAAGAGUGCCAUUUUGUCUACAUUGAGCAUCAUGAUAAGAAAGGGUGGCAUGGCCCUCAAACCUUUUCUUCCUCAGCUGCAAACAACCUUUGUUAAGUGUCUACAUGAUAGCACAAGAACUGUUCGAUCAAGUGCUGCCCUGGCACUUGGAAUGUUAAGCGGACUCAGUACUAGGGUUGACCCCCUGGUUGGUGAUUUACUGUCUGGUCUACAGGGAUCAGAUGGUGGCGUUCGUGGAGCUUUUUUGACUGCUUUGAAAGGUGUCCUGAAGCAUGCUGGGAAGAAUAUGAAUGUGGCUGUUAGAGGCCGUGUUUACAACAUCCUUAAGGAAUUGAUUCAUCAUGAUGAUGACCAAGUUCGGAUGUAUGCUGCAAGCAUUUUGGGUAUCCUGACCAAGUACCUUGAAGAUAUUCAGCUGAGUGAACUGAUUCAGGAACUGUUAAGUCUGGCUUCAUCACCAAGCUGGCCUUAUAGGCAUGGCUCUGUUCUUGCAAUGUCUUCCAUGAUCCACCACAAUCCAUCCCCAGUUUGCCUGUCUUCGUCUUUCUCCUCUAUUUUAGACCUCCUUAAGGACGCUUUAAAGGACGAGAAGUUCCCUCUUCGGGAAAGUUCAACCAAGGCAUUAGGAUGGCUCCUAUUAUAUCAAACUCAGGGGGAUCAUUUUGACCCUGUGCUGUACAAGGAUGUUCUUUCAUUGCUUGUUUCAUCCACCCGCGAUGACUCCAGUGAAGUUAGAAGAAGGGCUUUGUCUGCUAUAAAAGCCGUUGCCAAGGCGAGUCCUCCAGCCAUUAUGUCUAAUGUUACCAUUACUGGCCCUGCACUCGCUGAGUGCUUAAAAGAUGGAAAUACUCCAGUAAGACUUGCCGCAGAAAGAUGUGCUUUACAUGCCUUCCAAUUAACAAAAGGUUCAGAAAAUGUUCAAGCAGCACAGAAAUAUAUCACUGGCUUGGAUGCAAGACGUCUGUCGAAGCUUUCUGAAUAUAGUGAUGACAGUGACGACAGUGAAGAAGACAUGUCAAGCAGCUGAAAUGCGUACUUUCCAUGGGUGCUGCAUUCUUUUUCACAUCAUUAGGAUGACGACACACAGAGCAGAUAAGCGACCAAAUUUCUCUGGGCACGUUGUUAUAGUGGCAAUAGUAGAUGGAUGAAUUUACGCAGUUGAGGCUUGAUAGCCAAUUUUGCCAUCGGGGUAAUGGUUUUGUCUCCAUAAUUGUAAAUUAGAUGAGGCGUACUUUUUGUAACUAUUUGUGAUAAUAUAGUGUUUUAUUGUUUAUCCGUGCAACGAUGCUCCUUGUCAUUGCUCCGCAUGCUGAUUAUUUCUCGUGUUUGGAUGCUCGGCGUCUCAAGUUUUGUCAUUAUUUGUAGUGAGGGAUGGUAGGAAGGGUCGGUCAAAGUGGGCAAAUUGACGACGGGAGAUGAUAUCAAUUCCAGAUUUAUUUCUCGU
Neltuma alba is the source of this 8438-nucleotide messenger RNA. RefSeq names its product protein ILITYHIA. NCBI's taxonomy places the organism in Eukaryota, Viridiplantae, Streptophyta, Magnoliopsida, Fabales, Fabaceae. Gene Ontology annotation, molecular function: protein kinase regulator activity. Gene Ontology annotation, cellular component: cytosol. The record is from RefSeq and is a predicted model, not a curated record. Gene Ontology annotation, biological process: cellular response to amino acid starvation; regulation of translation.